CCGUUGUGCCGACGAGUGAUAGUGUCAGUCAGUGUCAAAAGAUCAAAGUUCCAGUGAUAAACAUUAUUCAAGCAUGUUCAAACUUAUUUAUUUUCAGGAGGACAAAGUAUUUUAGUAUCGUGUCUUUUCAAAUUGAUAAAGGUAACAAAAUGUGUUUUUGAUUUUUGAUUAAAGCUUUUACGUUCGUUUCAGUGUUUAUGAUUGGUUAAAUCUAGAAAAACUUUAAAAUGGCAACAAAUGAAAGUGAAAGUUACAAUCAUAUUAGAAGACGAGCAAAAAGCGUGACACGUGCUGAAGAUAUAAAAACUUUUGAGGCAAAAAAACGAAAAUCACAACCAGACAAACCAUGUCACAAACCCAGAGAUUCGUUGUUUACUUGGUCAUCGAAUUUCAACAACUUCACCGGUUUCAUAAACUGGGGUUUCCUUCUUCUCUUCAUGGGUGGAAUUCGCCUUUUAUUAGAAAAUCUAUUAAAAUAUGGAAUCAGAGUGGACCCAAUGCAGUGGUUCAUUGUUCUCACAGGACGACAGGAGGGGGGGCCUGAACAUCCAUCCAUUCUUCUCAUCAUUUACUCUGUUGUGCCUGUAAUUUUGAGUUUACUGAUUGAGAAGGGACUGGCCUCCGAUAUCAUAGGUGCUACACUAGGCAUCGUAGCCCAUGUAGUAAACCUGGCUGCCUUGGUACUCCUACCGAUGGUGGUCAUCCAUGUCAAUGCCAGUGGAUUCAGUUUAGUGGGUGCUACAACAGUCUGCUCUCUCUACUCCAUCCUGUUCCUCAAGCUGUGGUCCUACGUGCAGGUGAACCUCUGGUGUCGACUUGCUCUCCAGACCUCCAGCAAGGUACACCUCAGGCGACAAAGCCUCUCCGUCAAGUCUAACUUGAACACAUUCAACCCCAACAGUGAGGAGGUGGACUUGGGCGUGCCCCUGGUGCAGUACCCAGAUAACCUCAACCUGCGUGACCUGUUCUACUUCAUCGCUGCUCCAACACUCUGCUACGAGCUCAAUUUCCCCAGAACUGGCCGCAUCAGGAAGAGGUUUUUGCUGAAGAGGUUGUUCGAGGUGGUGAUGCUCUGUCAGGUGAUGAUGUCAUUAUUUCAGCAGUGGAUCGUUCCUUCCGUCAAACAUUCGCUCAUCCCAUUCUCUAAUAUGGAUAUUGUUAAAGCUACAGAGAGACUACUGAAACUUGCUAUCCCAAAUCAUCUUCUCUGGCUAAUAUUUUUCUACCUCUUGUUCCAUUCUUUCUUGAACUUGGUUGGUGAGCUCCUACAUUUUGCUGACCGCAAUUUUUACAGCGAUUGGUGGAACGCAAAGAACAUUGAUGUGUUCUGGCGUAGUUGGAACACUCCAGUUCACCUUUGGGCUGUGCGACAUCUGUAUCUGCCAAUGGUUGGCCUGGGAUAUAGCAAAAACAUGGCAAGCAUCAUGGUAUUCUUCACCAGUGCCUUUUUCCACGAGUACCUUGUCAGUGUGCCUCUUAGAACCUUCAAAAUUUGGGCAUUUUUAGGAAUGAUGGCUCAGAUUCCAUUGGCCAUCAUUUGUCGUAAGAUAGAAACCAAAUAUGGCAGUCGUUGGGGCAACAUCAUCGUCUGGUCUUCUCUGAUCGUCGGACAGCCCCUCUGCAUCAUGAUGUACUACCACGACUAUGUCAUCACACACUUUGGCAAGGCCUUGCUGGAGGCAUAUGCCCAGGUCUAACCUCUAAAAAUUAGUAGUCAUCUUAACUAGAUUUGUUAUUAGUUAACCGAGUAGCAUUCCAAAGUACUUCUGCUUCAAGUGUACUUAGUCCAUGAGAAAAAGCGGCUGUAUAACAAGCUGGUCAUAUGAGACUGAUAAACAUUCCAUGUUUUGCAAUUUUUGUAAUUUACAGAAUUUUAUAAUUGUUCUUAUAUUGAAUAGUUUAUUAUAUUUUUAUAUUCUAGCAUGUAGGGUUUGUCGUCUCGUUGAAGAGAUGGUGCUUGCUUAUAUUGUAUUUUACCUUAUCAGCCUUGAAAUAGUAGAGAUUGUGAAAUCUGUUAGUGUAGAAUUUAUAAUCAAAAUAAUGUUUAAUAAACAUUUUUGAAAUCUGUGAUCUACUUAAGCAGAGCCUCCAUGACUGUGGUGGAAAACUGAAACCACACAUUCCAUGACUUUCUUCUUUGCCAGAGUUUUAAAGGCAUGGGCAUUCAAGUUUCAAUCUUAAAAAACCGUUAAAAAUGUAUUUUAAAUUAACAUUUCUCUUUCGCUACAAGUGAAUAAGAAGUUUCGAAAUGCAAUUAAUAAUUACUAUAUUAAUUUCCAAUAUGAUAGUUGACAAUUUAGUUUUUUCCAUGUAGGCUAUAAUAAACUGAACUCAAAAAUAGUCUAACAUUUUUUUAAUUAAACUAAACUUUUAAGAAAGUCAUUAGGGUAGUACUGAUUUUACCAGUAAGCAAAACUAGCUUUUACAGAAUAAUAUGAAUAGUAAUAGGAGGUGUUGGACUAAUAUGGAGCAACAGAGUUUCCAAUUUGAUUGAUAAAUUGUAAAAUUUAUUAAAGAGCAUAUAGUGGAAAUUAUUGAAUAGUAUAUAUUAUUUUAAUAUAGUAGUUAAUAGAAAUGUUCAAAACAUAUUUAUAAUUGCCAGUUGUUGUUAUCAUAAUAUUAUUUUUAUUUAUAUAUUAUAUUACAGUUUCAUAAAACAUAUUAUAUUUUUUUAAGUUUUUUAAUUGAUUGUUUAUCGUUUUGUAUUGUUUUUUUUUAUUAGUUUUGUAAUUAUACUUAUAUAGAUCAAACAGUAAAACAUAAUACUGCUACCAUUACAUAUUGCAUGUAAACCAUGGAACUCCAUGUUUAUGUUUCUGGAGUUCCAAAGUGUUGAUUGUGUGGAAGCUGAAGCUUUUCACCAUUUUACUAAAUUAUUGUACAAUCUAACACUUAUAGAGUAUACAGUGAUAAUAAAUUGAAAUAUCAUAUUUAA
Molecule: messenger RNA, 2935 nt
Organism: Homalodisca vitripennis (glassy-winged sharpshooter)
Lineage: Eukaryota; Metazoa; Arthropoda; Insecta; Hemiptera; Cicadellidae
Product: diacylglycerol O-acyltransferase 1-like
Biological process (GO): triglyceride biosynthetic process
Cellular component (GO): endoplasmic reticulum membrane
Molecular function (GO): diacylglycerol O-acyltransferase activity
Source: RefSeq, a predicted model, not a curated record